Messenger RNA from Capronia coronata CBS 617.96, 1377 nucleotides. RefSeq lists its product as uncharacterized. NCBI's taxonomy places the organism in Eukaryota, Fungi, Ascomycota, Eurotiomycetes, Chaetothyriales, Herpotrichiellaceae. The coding region runs from base 1 to 1377 and encodes 458 amino acids. The transcript has 4 exons. The record is from RefSeq and is a predicted model, not a curated record.
AUGGCUUUCGAACGUCUGGCCCAGUUCUACCGGUCGUGUCUGUUCCAGAUGAUCAUCGUGGGCCUUGUCGCCUUCUGCGAACCCGGCAUCUGGACUGCGCUCAACAACCUUGGAGCCGGAGGAAACGCCAAACCGUUUCUGAACAACGCCGCCAAUGCCUUGACGUACGGACUCAUGUCGGUGGGCUGCUUCCUUGCCGGCGGCGUCACCAACAAGAUCACAGCCAAGUGGACCUUGUUCAUCGGCGCCGCCUUCUACACCCCCUACGCGGCCGGUCUGUACUGCAACAAUCGCUAUGGCAACGAGUGGUUUCUCCUGCUGGGCGCCGCUCUCUGUGGGAUUGGAGCGUCUCUUCUGUGGGCCAGCGAGGCGGCCAUUGCGGUUGGAUACCCGGAGGAGGAGAAAAGAGGACGAUAUGUUGCAAUCUGGAUGGGCAUCCGCCAGAUGGGACCGCUGGUGGGCGGUGCGAUAUCCCUGGCUCUCAACGUCAACACGGACCAUGUCGGCAAGGUCACCUACACCACAUAUCUGGGGCUGGUGGCCAUUUCGUCGCUCGGAGCUCCAUUUGCAUUGCUAUUGUCCCAGCCGCAGAACGUCGUCCGAAGCAACGGCACCAAGAUCCCGUACUUGAAGAAAACGAGUUUCAGCAUCGAAGCCCGCGGAAUCUGGAAGCAACUGAGGAACAAGUACAUGCUGUUGCUGGUCCCUGUCUUCCUGGCGGGACAGUUCGGGGCGACCUAUCAAGGGAACUAUCUGACUACAUACUUCACCGUCCGCUCCAGAGCGCUGGCGUCGUUCCUGACUGCCGUGGUGGGCGCCGCAGCCAACCUGGUGACGGGGAUCAUUCUAGACCUGAAGUAUUUCUCUCGCAAGACCCGAUCCAGAGCCCUGUACAUUUUCGUCCUCGUCUUCGUCACCGCGUCGUGGACGUGGAAUGCCGUCGUCGAGACCAGACUGUCGCGCAUGGCCGACCCGCCGGCCUUCGACCUGGGCGACGGCGCCUUCUUCAACUCCGCCUUCACCGUCUACAUGUUCUUCCGCUUCUUCUACGAAGUGCUGCAGACCUACAUCUACUGGCUGAUGGCCGAGAUCAAGGGUGCCCAGGGAGACGGCGACAUCGCGCGCACCACCGGCAUCCUCAGGUCGUGGGAGUCCAUCGGCAGCACCAUCGCCUACGCCGUCGGCGCCAGUCACUGGUCCAACUUGAACCAGAUGAUCCUCGGCUUUGCCCUGUGGGGGUUCACCAUCCCGUUCACUCUUCUCGCCGUGUUCGGCAAUUGGAAUGUAUCAACGUCCUCUCCGGAGCCGGAGGUGGAAACAGAUGAUAGUAGUCUCGAGGCCCAGGAGGUGGUCAUCAGUUCUGAAGUCAAGAACUGA